This is a messenger RNA of Alternaria novae-zelandiae, 675 nucleotides long. RefSeq lists its product as uncharacterized. The transcript has 2 exons. Lineage: Eukaryota; Fungi; Ascomycota; Dothideomycetes; Pleosporales; Pleosporaceae. The record is from RefSeq and is a predicted model, not a curated record. Bases 1 to 675 code for a protein of 224 amino acids.
AUGCAUAAUGUUGGAUCUAUCAUCACUAUCCCUCCUGGAAACGUACAAGCCGUCGAAGAUAUGAUACGCUUCUUUUACCUCCAGACCUACAAUCCGCGUCUUCUGCCCUCAGCCCCCAUGUCUAUGAUGCAAGCACGAAAGCGGGAAGCGGCUCAUCACGCUGCCGUUUACGAUCUCGCACGUCAAAAGAGUUACGGUGUUAGUGGUCUGUCUGGACGUGCUCAUAGGGCGUUCCAGAAUGGCGCUGAUGGCGCUCUGGCCUGGCUGGACCAACCGGCAAACAAUACGGCAAAGAACGCUGUGAGACUGCUCCGCAUGUAUGUCAACCUGAUCUACGAGAACGAUGACGAAACUUGGGAGGUCUUUCAGGGCCAAGAUAUACCGGAUAUGAUCACGUUCUGGCCUCUAAGAGGUUUGGUAUGCGAAACUGUAGCUAGGAUCUGGGUGAGAGCACAGCAAUGGAACGCGACGCCGGCUGCUGGUCAAGCUGCGGCCCAAGGGGAAGAAGAAGUUGAAAUUGAUGCCGGGGACACAGGUCAGGAUGUCGUGAAGAAGGAGCUCGCGAAGUUGUGCUGGAAGUAUGCGCAUUUCGCACAGGACUUUGCAAGGUGGAUGUUAAUCAAGGGAGAGGUGAGUAUCACAUUGGGCCACAAUGUCAUGGGAAGGACUUGGUAG